Carica papaya (papaya) is the source of this 1314-nucleotide messenger RNA. Its product is annotated as peroxisomal 2,4-dienoyl-CoA reductase [(3E)-enoyl-CoA-producing]-like. NCBI's taxonomy places the organism in Eukaryota, Viridiplantae, Streptophyta, Magnoliopsida, Brassicales, Caricaceae. Gene Ontology annotation, molecular function: 2,4-dienoyl-CoA reductase (NADPH) activity. Gene Ontology annotation, biological process: fatty acid catabolic process. The record is from RefSeq and is a predicted model, not a curated record. Gene Ontology annotation, cellular component: peroxisome.
UUGAGAGAAGAACCAGUUACACUAUGGCGCUUUUAUUUUAUAAUUUUCUUCUUCUUGUCUCUCUCUCCUGCGUGCGAACAUAGAACGAUUCGCCCCCCACGAUGAAGAAGAAAUCAUUAUAGAGUAACAAAGCCGGCUUAUAAGCUAAGUAAAAGCCGGCUCCUGCAUUCAAUUCCCUUUUCUCGCUGGGACUCGGUUAAGGAGAGAAGGAGAAAAGAAAGGAAAUGAAGUCGCCGUUUAAGGAAGAUAUAGUGAAGGGAAAGGUAGCACUGUUGACGGGAGGUGGCUCGGGUGUUGGUUACGAGAUAGCUCUUCAGUUGGGCAAACAUGGCGCCUCUAUUGCCAUCAUGGGUCGACGCAAGAAUGUUCUUGACUCAGCUGUUGCAGCUCUUCGCUCCCAGGGUAUUUCUGCAAUUGGUUUUGAAGGUGAUGUCCGCAAAAGACAGGAUGCAAUAAGAGUUUUGGAAUCCACUGUUAAGUACUUUGGACGGCUGGACAUUCUUGUCAAUGCUGCAGCUGGAAAUUUCCUUGUGCCAGCUGAAGAUUUAACCCCUAAUGGAUUUCGAACAGUGAUAGAUAUAGAUGCAGUCGGCACUUUUACUAUGUGUCAUGAGGCCCUCAAGUAUCUUAAGAAAGGAGGACCAGGAAAGGACCCAUUUAGUGGCGGAAUAAUAAUUAACAUAAGUGCAACUUUACAUUAUACAGCUACUUGGUACCAAAUACAUGUAUCUGCUGCCAAGGCUGCUGUGGAUAGCGUCACAAGAAGUUUGGCACUGGAGUGGGGAACAGAUUAUGACAUUAGGGUCAAUGGGAUUGCACCAGGUCCUAUUGAGGACACUGCCGGUCUUAGUAAGCUUGGACCUGAUGAGUUAGUGGGCAAAGCUAGAUCUAUGCCUUUGUUUAAGUUUGGGGAGAAAUGGGAUAUUGCAAUGGCUGCUUUGUACCUUACAUCUGAUGCAGGUUAGCUAAUCUCGGGAAAUACAUAAAUGGGAUAACGUUGGUUGUUGAUGGAGGACUUUGGCUGAGCAAACCCCGUCUACUGCAAAAAGAGACGGUGAAGGAACUGUCAAUGAUGGUGGAGAGAAAGUCUAGGAGUUCACAAGUUGGUGUCCCAAAAAGCAAAAGCAAACUCUAAGAGAUUAUCCAUGAAGAUUAGUUUAGUUCUUGUAAGCUUCAGCCCCGUUCUGAUCAUGAUUACAAUUUAUCAGUAAUGACAUUGUACAGGCCUGCUUGGCCAUAACGUUUUCGUGUUGUGAAAAACCAGGGUGUUGCUGUAUAAUAAUUAAAGAUUCCAAAGAUUGUUGCCACUGUUAA